CAACCAUGACGUUUCUGGAAGAAAGAGAUUUAGAAGAUGUACCGAACAUUCAGGACUACUACAAACGCAAGACGAUUUUCAUGACUGGCGGUUCCGGUUUUAUGGGAAAAGUCUUAAUCGAAAAGUUACUUUACUCUUGCACUGAUUUGGACAGAAUCUACUUACUUCUCAGAAGCAAGAAAGGACUGAAACCAGAAGAAAGAUUGGCACAAUUAUAUAGUUCUCAAUGUUUCGAUCGUCUGCGUAAAGAAAAACCAGGUGUCUUCGAGUCCAAAGUUUAUUUUAUUGCCGGUGACGUCAACGAAAUCGGAUUAGGUAUUACUGAUGAAGACAGGACUCUGAUUGUAAACAGAACUCAUAUAAUAUUUCACGUAGCAGCUAGUGUGAGAUUUGACGAACCUCUCAAAGUAGCUGCACAGUUGAAUCUUCGAGGUACAAAAGAAGUUAUUGAACUAGCUAAAGAUGUUCGGAAUCUAGAGGUUUUAAUCCACGUAUCUACGGGUUAUUCCAACACAAAUCGAAACCCCAUCGAGGAAGUAAUGUACCCGCCACACGCGGACUGGCGAAAGACACUACAAAUAUGUGAAGAACUCGAUGAUCAUACAUUGAAGGUGUUGACCCCUAAAUAUUUAGGCGAGCUACCAAACACAUACGUGUUCACGAAACAGUUAGCAGAGCACGUCGUUUACGAGCAUAAAGGAAAGUUACCGAUUGUCAUCGUUAGACCGUCUAUAGUGAUAUCAAGUCAUUUAGAGCCACAACCUGGAUGGAUAGAAAAUUUCAAUGGACCAGUUGGAAUGUUUAUCGCAUGCGGAAAAGGUAUACUUCGCACAAUACAUUCAAGUCCCGAUAUCGUUUCGGAUUACAUACCAGUUGAUAUCGCUAUCAAGGCGUGUAUCGCUGCAUCUUGGAUACGGGGUACAAAAAAACUUGAAUCUACUGAUGAUAUUCCCAUUUAUAACAUUUGCGCCGGCGAUCUAAAUAAUAUGAGCGUGAAUGAAAUAUUAAAAUUAGGAAAGGAUUUUGUCCUCACAAUCCCGCUAAAGGACAUGUUGUGGACUUAUGGUGGAACUCUUACUACUUCAUUAUUCAUGUUCAAUCUUAAGGUGUUAUUUCAACAUGUUCUACCGGCGAUUUUCGUUGAUUUAAUUCUUUGGAUAUUGGGAAAGAAACCGAUGUUGGUCAAGAUCCAACGUCGCAUUUACGUAGCGAACAUCGCUCUUCGUUACUAUUUAACUCAGCAAUGGACGUUCUGUAAUAAGAAUUUCAUCGCACUCCGGUCAAAGAUCAAGAAAGCGGAUCAACCAGCCUUCUAUUAUGAAAUAGAAAAUGUGGAUAAGACCGAAUUCUUCAGACAGGCUGCUAUAGCUGGUAGGAAGAUUUUGUUGAAAGAAAAGGACGAGGAUCUACCAAAGGCACGAGCUCAUUAUAAAAGGCUGGUGAUUCUGGAGAAGAUUUUGCAAUUUAUUUUCUACGGACUCUUAAUCUGGUGGUUGAUUAAUACAGAGUAUUUUAAAAAUACUGUUAAAACAUUAGGUUACUAAAAAUAUUGUAUUUUAUAAUUAACGUGUAACCUUCUUGUU
This is a messenger RNA of Melitaea cinxia (Glanville fritillary), 1583 nucleotides long. RefSeq names its product putative fatty acyl-CoA reductase CG5065. Gene Ontology annotation, molecular function: alcohol-forming very long-chain fatty acyl-CoA reductase (NADP+) activity. The record is from RefSeq and is a predicted model, not a curated record. The coding region runs from base 6 to 1544 and encodes 512 amino acids. Gene Ontology annotation, biological process: long-chain fatty-acyl-CoA metabolic process. Gene Ontology annotation, cellular component: peroxisome. The transcript has 13 exons. NCBI's taxonomy places the organism in Eukaryota, Metazoa, Arthropoda, Insecta, Lepidoptera, Nymphalidae.